Molecule: messenger RNA, 1191 nt
Organism: Myotis davidii
Lineage: Eukaryota; Metazoa; Chordata; Mammalia; Chiroptera; Vespertilionidae
Product: zinc finger protein 664-like
Exons: 1
Biological process (GO): negative regulation of transcription by RNA polymerase II
Molecular function (GO): DNA-binding transcription repressor activity, RNA polymerase II-specific
Source: RefSeq, a predicted model, not a curated record
GUAUCACAGAAUGGUUCUUAUGGAACAAGCAUUUUUCAUAAAAUUAUAACUGUCAGUAAAGGUCGUUCUAUCUCCCAUUAUCACCAGAGUACACAUAAUGGAGAUAGCAGUUAUCAAUGGAAUGAACAUUGGAACAACUUUAAGAAAGAGCCAUAUCUUAAUCAUCGGACAAAUGAGCUUGCAGAGGACCAUUGUAAAAGUGGAAAAGCAUUUGACCAAAUGUCCAAUCACAAUAUACGUCAGGUUAUUCCUAUUGUGGAGAAGACCCACAAAGGAAGUAAAUGUAUCCAGUAUUUUCAGCAGUCUUCACAAUACCGUGAACAAGAGAAUAUACAUGUUACGGAGGAGGCUCACAAAUGGAAUCCGUGUGGGAUAGUCUUCAGUCAAAUAAUCAAUCUAAAUAGAUGCCAAAAAGUUCAUAGUGGAGAAAAACCUUAUACACGUAAAGAUUCUGUUAAAACGUCUAUUUGGCCUUCAGGUUGUACUCUAAAUCAGACAAUUCAUACUGGAGCAAAGCCUUGCAAAUGUAAAUCAUGUGGCAAAGCCUUUAAAUAUCAUUCAUCUCUUAUUAUACAUAAGGCAAGAUUUCACACUAUAGCAACAUUUUGCAAACUCAGGGAAAAUGGAAAAGACUUUAGUCAGUCCUCAAGACAUACCCAACAUCAUACAAAUAAUAUUCAAGAAAAGUCUUAUAAAUGCUCAGAAUGUGGCAAAACCUUUAGUCGGCCCUCAAACCUUAUUCUUCAUCAAGGAAUUCACACUAGAGAGAAACCUUAUAAACAUAGAGAAUGUGUCAAAGCCUUUAACAACCAUACAGGUCUUACUAAUCAUCAUAGUGUUCAUACUGAAGGUAAGCCUUAUAAAUGUAGAGAAUGUGGUAAAGCAUUCCUCCACACGUCAAACAUGUUUCGACAUCGGAAAGUUCAUACUGGAGAGAAGCCUUAUAAAUGUACAAAAUGUGGCAAAGCAUUCAGUGAAUCCACAAACCUUAAUCGACACCAGAGAAUACAUACUGGAGAGAAGCCUUAUAAAUGUACAGAAUGUGGAAAAGCAUUCAGUGAGUCUGCAAACCUUAACCGACAUCUGAGAGUUCAUACUGGAGAGAAGCCAUAUCAAUGUAGAGAAUGUGACAAAGCCUUUAGCCGGCCCUCAACCGUUACUAUUCAUCAGAGAAUUCACACUGGAGAGAAA